AUGAAAUUUACUGCAGUGUGUAUUGCUUUAUUGGCGACUGUCUAUGUAGUCAGUUCUCGAGUAAUCAGUGAAACUGAUUUAAUUCAAAGAUUAGCCAAGCGUCAAGCUUACAAUGAUCCAAAUUGUAAUCCUCGAGCAUGCGCUGUGCCUAACUGCGGAAGAGAUUAUGUUGCAGUAACUCUUCCAGGUGAAUGUUGUGAACGUUGUGUGCCAUGGGAAUACGCUCAAAGUACUGGGCUCGCACCCAACCGAGGUCCGCAAGCAAUACAAGGACAAAAUAGUUUCCAAGCUCAAUAUGAUCCGUAUAGUCAACAAGGUGGCGUUAGUGUUUACAUUUAUGGACCUGAUGAGGGUGCUCGUGUAUCAAAUGGACAAAGUAUUUAUUUUGACUGUGAAGUCAUUGCUCCAUAUAAUCAGAAUGUUCAACCACGUUGGUCGCGAGCUGGUAACCAACCAUUACCAUAUAAAUCACAAAGCACAGCUCUUCCUGGAAAUCGCAAACUUGUCCGUCUUACUAUUCCUGAUGCCACCCCCGCUGAUGCUGGUCGAUAUGAGUGUAGUGCUGGCACAGGCAGUCCAAGAGAUCAAGCUACCAUUGACUUACAAGUAACCGAAGGCGGUUAUUAUCCUCGACCACAGCCACAACCUCAACCUCAACCACAAUAUCCAGGCUAUAAUCCAUAUGAUCAAAAUCCUUAUAAUCAGCCAGACCGAUAUCCACCACAACCACAACCUCAACCUCAACCCCAGCCCCAACCGCAACCUCAGCCAGAUGGUGACAACGCAGGCGAAGAGGAAGGCGAAGGCGAAGGCGAAGGUGAAGGCGAAGGUGAAGAAGAUGGAGAACCCGCGCCAGGAGAACAAAAUGCAGGUAAACCAGAUGCUGGCAAAACCCCCGAACCAGGUGCUUCUGAUGAUGGCGAAUACCCAGAAGAUUAUACCGAAAAUGAAUAA
This is a messenger RNA of Adineta ricciae, 954 nucleotides long. The record is from the annotation of a GenBank genome assembly. NCBI's taxonomy places the organism in Eukaryota, Metazoa, Rotifera, Eurotatoria, Adinetida, Adinetidae.